Messenger RNA from Chroicocephalus ridibundus (black-headed gull), 3482 nucleotides. It is a transcript of the gene FERMT2, whose product is annotated as FERM domain containing kindlin 2. The coding region runs from base 154 to 2250 and encodes 698 amino acids. Gene Ontology annotation, biological process: integrin-mediated signaling pathway; cell-matrix adhesion. The transcript has 16 exons. The record is from RefSeq and is a predicted model, not a curated record. NCBI's taxonomy places the organism in Eukaryota, Metazoa, Chordata, Aves, Charadriiformes, Laridae. Gene Ontology annotation, cellular component: extrinsic component of cytoplasmic side of plasma membrane; focal adhesion. Gene Ontology annotation, molecular function: integrin binding.
CGCCCCACCGCGCCCCCACCCCACCCCCCCACCCCCUCCCUCCCCGGGGCAGCGCUGAGGCGGGCCGGGCCGUGGCGGGCCGGGCCGAGCCGAGCCGUGCCGUGCCGGCGGGCGGGCGGUGAGGCGCGGCUGGCGGCGCAGGAGGCCGGGGCCAUGGCGCUGGACGGGAUCCGCAUGCCGGACGGCUGCUACGCCGAUGGGACGUGGGAGCUGAGCGUCCAUGUCACCGACCUGGGCCGCGACGUCACCCUGCGGGUCACCGGCGAGAUCCACAUCGGCGGCGUCAUGCUGCGCCUCGUCGAGAAGCUCGAUGUCAAGAAAGACUGGUCGGAUCACGCGCUGUGGUGGGAAAAGAAGAAAACUUGGCUCCUUAAAACGCACUGGACGUUGGACAAAUACGGGAUACAGGCUGAUGCCAAGCUCCAGUUCACACCUCAGCACAAGCUGCUUCGCCUUCAGCUGCCCAACAUGAAGUACGUCAAGGUGAAAGUCAACUUCUCGGACAGGGUCUUCAAGGCAGUUUCUGACAUCUGCAAAACGUUCAACAUCAGGCAUCCAGAAGAGCUCUCCCUUUUGAGGAAACCCAGAGAUCCAUCGAAGAAAAAAAAGAAGAAGUUGGAUGAUCAAUGUGAAGACGACGCCUUCGAGCUGGAGGGUCCCCUGAUCACGCCAGGGUCUGGCACCGAUAUUCUUUACAUCGGCCCCGUCAAAGGAAACAUAUAUUCGAGCCCAGGACUUUAUAGCAAAACGAUGACACCAACUUACGACGCUCACGACGGCAGUCCCCUGUCCCCCACUUCAGCCUGGUUUGGUGACAGCGCCUUGUCGGAGGGGAACCCGGGCAUCCUGGCCGUGAGCCAGCCCGUCACCUCCCCGGAGUCCUUAGCAAAAAUGUACAAGCCACAGGCGCUGCUCGAUAAAGCCAAAAUCAACCAAGGAUGGCUGGAUUCGUCCCGAUCUCUUAUGGAGCAGGAGGUGAAAGAAAAUGAGGCUUUGCUGCUCCGGUUCAAGUACUACAGCUUUUUUGACCUGAAUCCAAAGUACGACGCGAUCAGGAUCAACCAGCUGUACGAGCAGUCCAAGUGGGCUAUUCUGCUGGAGGAGAUCGAGUGCACGGAGGAAGAAAUGAUGAUGUUUGCGGCACUGCAGUACCACAUCAAUAAGCUGUCCAUCAUGUCCUCGGAAAACCACCUAAACAACAGCGACAAGGAGGUGGAUGAGGUGGAUGCCGCGCUCUCGGAUCUGGAAAUUACUUUGGAGGGUGGCAAAACGUCGACGAUCCUGGGUGACAUCACUUCCAUCCCGGAGCUCGCCGACUACAUUAAAGUCUUCAAGCCCAAGAAGCUGACGUUGAAAGGCUACAAGCCGUAUUGGUGCACCUUCAAAGAUACCUCUAUCUCCUGCUAUAAAAGCAAAGAGGAAUCCAACGGGACUCCUGCACACCAGAUGAACCUGAGAGGAUGUGAAGUUACACCCGACGUGAACAUCUCUGGUCAGAAGUUUAACAUCAAACUUCUGAUUCCGGUGGCGGAGGGAAUGAAUGAAAUCUGGCUUCGCUGCGAUAAUGAGACGCAGUAUGCCAGCUGGAUGGCCGCCUGCCGCCUGGCCUCCAAGGGCAAGACGAUGGCCGACAGCUCCUACGGCAUGGAAGUGCAGAACAUCCUCUCCUUCCUGAAAAUGCAGCAUUUGAACCCAGACCCGCAGCUGAUCCCGGAACAAAUCAAUACCGACAUUAAUCCCGAGUGUCUGGUUUCUCCUCGCUACCUGAAAAAGUACAAGAACAAGCAGCCAGGCUAUGUAAGAGACUUGAUCACGGCCCGCAUCCUGGAAGCCCACCAGAACGUGGCUCAGAUGAGCCUCAUCGAGGCGAAGAUGCGGUUUAUUCAAGCCUGGCAGUCGCUGCCCGAGUUCGGCAUCACACAUUUCAUAGCAAGGUUCCAGGGGGGCAAGAAGGAGGAGCUGAUCGGCAUCGCCUACAACCGGCUGAUCCGGAUGGACGCGAGCACGGGCGACGCCGUCAAAACCUGGCGGUUCAGCAACAUGAAGCAGUGGAACGUGAACUGGGAGAUCAAAAUGGUGACGGUGGAGUUCGCCGACGACGUGCGGGUGUCCUUCAUUUGCACGGAGGUGGAUUGCAAAGUGGUUCACGAGUUCAUCGGCGGCUACAUCUUCCUGUCGACGCGCGCGAAGGACCAGAACGAGAGUUUAGAUGAAGAGAUGUUCUACAAACUGACCAGCGGUUGGGUGUGAGUCCCACCUACUCUGCACCGAGAGGAAACCCCGUGGCCAUAUUAAUAUUUAACUUUAAAAAGCUGUUCUUUGAAAUAUGCUGCUUAAUAAAGUAAGCUUGAAAUGUAUCUUUUUUUUUUUUUUUUUUUAAUCAUGAAAAUUUUUGCAUUACCAGACCAGUUAAUCUGUGUGCACUAAUGAGCACUUCUGUUAAUUUGCUAUAACGAGACCGUGCCUGGGCCAGGCGAUCCUGCCGCUGGCUUUUAGAUGCAGAAUCUGACAGGCAGAGCAGGAUAAGAUUUGACUGACUUUAAAAUAGCCAAUUUUUUAAGAGAACUCUAAGCCAUCUUCUCGUAAAGCCAUCCGGGGCUUAACCUAUAUGAAGUCUAUUUAUCAUGUUUAAUGCAUGAGUGUUUUCUUUCUUUUUUUUUUUUUUGGCGGUGUUUUUUUUUGUCUUUUUUUUUUUUUUGAAUUCUGUACAUUUGACCUUUUUCGAAGUCGUCCUUCCCAUAAAUAGAAUUUCCAUCUCUCCUUUCACACUACACGCACCGGGACUGCUCCAGGUGCCUGACAUGCCUUGGGAGAUAGUCGCGUGUGGCCUCGAAGAUGAUCUUCUGUUAGUCUGUUAUAGCUUGGUUUUAUUUGUUAACUUGCCUUUUGAUAAUCAUUUAUAUUGUCUUUUUUUUUUUUUAAAUUUUAUUUUAUUUUUACACCGUAUUGUAUUACGACACUUUUAGUAUUCACCAGCAUAGUCACUGUUCUGCCUAUGAUAUGCAAACUUUUUCAUUACAAUAUGAAGUAAAGGUCUAUGAAGUAUAGGUUUUGUGUAACUAAUGUAAAAAACACAAAUUUUAUAAAAUUGUACAGUUUUUUUAACUAGUCUCACAAGCCAGCUAGAAUAUUGCAUAGAUCGGGUGUAUCAGCAUUAACUAUAGUAUGCCUGUAAGGGGGACGGGGAGUAACCAAGAAACACAAAAAAAAAAAAACCAAACUCCAAAAAACCCCGAUUUCAGUCCAGUAAAUUUUUCUCUAAGUUAAGUGGGAUCUCAGAGCUGCACUACAACACCCUCCAUAACUGAUACCUGGGGCCAGGACCUCCCCGUUCGUUAAGCCAGCGCAGCGUUAACGCUAACGAGGAGCGAUGUCCUGCCCCACCUAAUGCCGGGGAAUAACCAGUGUUGCGUUCCUGUAGUCUGUGGUUUCAAGACUAUGUACAAAUGCAUUUUAUUUUAAAUAAAAGUCAAAUCUUUUAU